GGAGGCUCGGUCCUUGGACGUGUCCGCAUCAUCUGCGCCAGCUGCCGACCUUGGGCAUGACAGCUGCAGCCUUGAGAGCCUGUCACUCAAUUCUGGCGGAGGGCAUAAUUUGUAAACCAACAAAGCUCAAGAUGCUCCUUCGAUGAUAGAAUGGUGGUUUGACCACCUGCCAGAUAUGGUGGACAGGGAAGAUCCUUAUUCACGCCGCUUGGAGAUGUUCUGGGAACUACAACAGGCAAGGUGUGAGAAGAUGCUUCAGUCUAUUCCUUACGUCGUUGACAACUCUUUCCCCGAGACAAUCAAGCAUUCUUGAGGUUGCUUGUGCUGUUGGAGCUCGACAUUGCUCAGCUCAUGCUUUGUGUGAAAAGUCUGGAGGAUGCGUAUUACUCGUUGAAGCGUGAGAGCCUGCGGCUGCUAUCCGGACGUCUCAAUGAUCUGUUGGAAAGGUCGCUUUCUCCAACGUGUGAAUUUGACGAGAUGAAAACCAUCUUGAUACGAAUAUUAAGUCCGAGCUUUGCACAGCUCUGCGGGGAGCCUUUGGUGAAUUCUUUCCCAAGUUCCGAGGACACCGAUGUGCGAGGAGCAAUAGCAGUGGCCCUAGGUGGGUGGGCCAACGAAUUGAGUGGCUCUACUGGGGUCAAAGAGCUUCCCCUCCAGCGUGCAUUUCCACUUCCACCCCGGAGGGACAUCGUUGAUCCGAUCUACAGCUCUCGCGCGUUGGAAACAAUUUCCUUCCCUGUGGAAGACCCCGAUCUCCCAGGGGAAGAAGAACACCCUAGCCCCCAGGAGAUGUCCUACCAGGACAACAAGUCGGUCGCCUCCAGCUCUACGGUCGGAUCUGGGGUGUCGUCGUCCAGCUACACGUCGGUGGGCAGUCGGCGAGGACGGAGGCGAUGGAUUUCCACCACCGAAACCACUCGCCCAACGGACAAUUCACCUCCCUAUCGGUGUGCCUUCUGCGGCAAGGACUUCCCUAGAAAGUCGACAUGCAGGCGACACGAGCAGUCUAUACACUUGCCACAGAGAUUAUGGGUUUGUCAUCGCCUGACUGAACUGACCCCAGGGAUGUGCUAUUUCUGAGGUAGGGGUACAGAAUCGUCGAACGAGGGGUGGGACCAAUUCAGAGACUUGCGCGAGAAAACAUAACGCCCAGGCUUGUUGGGCCAGAUCAAAGGGCGAACGCACCUUUUACCGAAAAGACGAAUUCACGCAGCAUUUUCGCGGUUGGCACAACGCCGAGGAGGGAUCGUUGGCAAUACAACUCGUGGAAGAAAGCGCGAUUGGAACCCCAACCCCCGACUCAUCGCCCGCUUACCCUCUUACAACCAUGCUUGAUUCUAGCAUACGAGACAUGUUCCCAUCCUGAUACAUGAACUGAACGAAGGCGAUCUGGAAGAUCUUUAGAAUGGCAGUCACUUGAGAACCAUGCAAAUAUCAGACGGGCUAGUUGCCACGGAGUAGACAUGGACAAUUGUGGGGGAGUUCGGAUCAAAUUACUUGACUUGAGGGUUCCCUUUCCGAAAUGAGGAACUACUCGUACCUAGACUGACGGUGAACAUUUCAUCGUGUAGGCAUUUGGAAGUCACCAUGAUGCAUGACCAAACCCCAAAAUCAAGCUUACCACGACAAAAGUAAAACAUAUACUCACGAGAUGGUGCGCAGUUGAGAUGUUUUAUAUCAAGUUUGUAUGGUCAUGAUUGUUUUUAAUAGUGUAGUUUGAUUAAUUUCAUUAAAG
Molecule: messenger RNA, 1735 nt
Organism: Exophiala oligosperma
Lineage: Eukaryota; Fungi; Ascomycota; Eurotiomycetes; Chaetothyriales; Herpotrichiellaceae
Exons: 1
Coding region: 352-1080 (242 amino acids)
Source: RefSeq, a predicted model, not a curated record